Nezara viridula (southern green stink bug) is the source of this 1877-nucleotide messenger RNA. The record is from the annotation of a GenBank genome assembly. Lineage: Eukaryota; Metazoa; Arthropoda; Insecta; Hemiptera; Pentatomidae.
AAAUGUGAAUUUACAUUCAGUUACAUCUUGUUAUAAUAAUCACAUCAAACAAAAACCAAUGAAUAUAUUUUGUUCAACAAUAAUUAAAUACUAUAACAAGGAUAGUUGCCUUAAAUAAAUCUUUAUCCCCUUUGGUGACAUCGAAAAUCUUUCUCACCUUUUCAUUAAUAUUUCCUACCACACCAAUGAAAUAAUUUAUUAUUAAUGAUCUUUUCCUUCCUACGUCUUCCAAGGUCAGGAUAUUUCGUUGUCGGGCAUUGGCCCUACUGUUAUUGUAUUCUCAAAUAGCUGUGUCAGAUGCAAGAUGAAGUUUUGUUUACCUGCAUUAAUUCGUUUUCGGUUUCUUACCCAUGCAUGGUGCCAAAAAUUUCCCGUUUAAAAAUUUAUGAAAAAAAUCAUUGUAUGAAUUUAUCACAAUUCUUUGCUUUUGUAAGUUAUGUAUCUUUGGUAUGGGCAUAUACGCUUGCGAUAGCGGGGCUAGAAGAAGGUCUGGGUUAAUUUCCACUAACGUAACUGGAAUAUGUUUAUCAGCACCGAAAAAGCCGAUAACAAACCUAAACAGCUCACCGAUCCCCAAGUCUUCCCAGCUAGUCAGGAACCAACUCAUUUCAAACCAAAAGAAUGAAAGAGGUUCCACACCAGAUAGUGACGCUAGUUCUAGUUCAUCUAGGUUUGGUAAGAAGAGCGGAACAACACCAAGCCCUGUCAACCUCAGCCCUAGUCACAAGAAUGUACGUAGUAGAACAAAUAAUGGAGCUGUUGUAAGGUCUAAUUCCGGCUCUCCUGCGAAAGCUCCUCAUUCGAUCCUGAAAAAAUCUUCCAUUGAAGAGCAAAUUUCACCUCUUCACUCUGUUACCCUCCCAGUUUCAAUAUUAAAAAGAAAAACAUCUCAAGAUGAAACAGUUGCAAGGUGUGCGAGCCCUGUGCGGUUUUCACCUAGCGUUGUUGAAAAGAAGGGACGAGGAAUUCUUAAGAAACAUAGGAGUCUGGAUGAACCACAGGUUGAAAUACAUAGUCUUCAGGAAGGCAUUGAAGAAGAUAAGCGUAAUGGUAGGAACGCGGAUAGAAGAAGGUGUUCCUUGGAAGAGGUGUCAAGGAGAUCUCCAGAGCCUCAGAGUAUCCUGAAGCGAAAAGCCAGCCGAGAAGAGGCAGAAUCUAAUCCUGACCCUCCUCAGGGUAUCUUGAAGAGGCGCAGUUCCCCAUUGGUGUCAACUGAAUCAUUAUCUCCUGAACCUAUCCUGAAGAAGAAGGAUGAGCCUCCCGUGGAACCUAGACCAAUUUUAAAAAAGAAAUCUAGCUCCGAGGAAGAAGAGCAUGCAGUGCGGCCCAUCCUCAAGGAUAGCCCAGCGAGGAGGCCUACAGCUGAAAUCAGACCCAUUCUUAAACAAACUGAAGAAUCUCAAAUUCCAGGCGUCCUUCUGAGACCAAGGGCUAGGAGAAGCUACCCGGGUGAAAAUAGGCUAUCAUUGGAUGCUGGACUGUUACGAAGGCUAGAUGAGCCGAGAGCUGGUCGACCAUUAUCUGUGGCUGAGCGGGUCCAAAGUAUGGAGACUGCCUUCAAUUCUUUGGACGGCGCUGUCAACAUCAGGCCUCCCUCUCCAAAUUUGAGAAUGGAUGAAGAAGAAUGCUCUAGAGGUUUGGAAAGGAGUGGCAGUGUUUCUGAAAGAGCUUCCAUAUUUGCUCAGUUAGAAUUGAAGGAAAAGCAAGCGGCCGAAGCUGCGAAAGCUCGACGUAUUAGCAAAGGUUUAAGAAACAGAAGUAAGACUGAUCGAUUCAGCACCCAACCCGUGACAGUUAUCGAGGUUGAACAGGCAAAGCGAAACAAUGAUCCUAACUGUGAGUCUUCAAUCUUUGCAAAAUCCUUUGUCUUGUUUUAA